Messenger RNA from Leptopilina heterotoma, 1790 nucleotides. RefSeq names its product locomotion-related protein Hikaru genki-like (gene hig). The transcript has 9 exons. The coding region runs from base 253 to 1641 and encodes 462 amino acids. The record is from RefSeq and is a predicted model, not a curated record. Lineage: Eukaryota; Metazoa; Arthropoda; Insecta; Hymenoptera; Figitidae.
CUUGACAUAGCGAGGGAUGAUUAUAUCAAAGCUGUUUACCGCGCGACAACGGUGGUGGAAUUGCACGGGUGUUUAUCGUCCAACAACCAUGAGGUUGGAGGAAAUUUGAAGAGUCGACAAAAAAAUGUAGACGACAAAAAGUUUCGCGACUCGAUGCGGACAAUGAUUACAUUUAAAUUAUUGUUUAAUCAACAAGUUUCAAAAUUCUAUUUCAACUCCUCCCAGUUACAUACCUAGAGCUAUAUUGGCAAUAUGAUCUUUAAUCGAGUUUGGUUUGUGUUUCUGUUGCACCUCAUCAUCACCUCAUCAUAUAACAAAUGUUAUGGAAAGCAAGUUGUAGGAAAAGAACAGCAGCAGCAAGGGCAAGCAUGUAAACUGGAGGGACUACAUCCACUUCUCAUUGUAACGUACAAGAACAUUACAAUAUCGGUGGAUAAGAUUACAGUUCUUCACGAUGAAAAAGUGCAACUUCGUUGUCGAGAGCUUGGCAGAUAUAAACUGAUUGGAGAUUAUCUUCUUCAUUGUCGUAAUGGCAAUUUUAAUGGUAUUAUUCCAACAUGCAUUCCAACUACUGCCAUUUCUAAUUACACAGACAAUGUUCCUCCGACAAUCAUGUUUGGACUACCAGCAGGAUCAGCUGCGAUAGAACCGUCAGGCGUAUUGGCAGUUUUUCCUGGAAGUAUUCUACACUUGGAAUGCCUUUUUUCCAGAAAACUUGGUAAUCCAGAAUGGACUUGGACAUCCGCCUUUCGACAACAUUUAACUGGUUGGGCAAUUGCUGCUACCGAAAGAGAUGUAAAAUAUCGACUCUCCAUAUAUUAUGCAAAAACACAAGAUAGCGGUCUGUACAUUUGUACAACGCCUAAAGGUCUUACAAAUUCUAUUCAAGUUCGCAUUUCAAAUAUUCAUUGUACAUCAAUAGCGACCUUAAAACCACCUUUAAUUGGAAAAAUGGAGGGAACCAGAAUGGGGCAAACAAUAAAAUUUAAAUGUCCUCUCGGAUAUAGAUUAGAAGGACUACCCAGCAUGACUUGCCAAUAUAAUGGCAAAUGGUCAGCUGAAGUACCCCAUUGUGAAGCUAUUGUCUGUCCACCCAUUGAAAUAUCAAAUCCCAAAUUACAACUUUUGGAACAUAAUAAUAGUUAUGGAGGUAAAGUUGUAUUUUCCUGUAUGUGGGGAAGCCAAAUUUCAGGUUCCUCGAGUAUAAAAUGUGAGGGUGAUGGUGUUUGGAGUGAUUCGAUACCAACAUGUAUAGAAAUAAUAUGCCCAGCACCAGUCAUACCGAGAAGUGGUCGAAUAAUUGAACAUGCAAUAGCAAAAGUACAUAAAGUUGGUGCUUUAGUGAGAUUUGCUUGUUUACCUGGUCAUCAGUUACUAGGAGAAGCAUCUAUAAUUUGUCUUGAGAAUGGCAAAUGGUCUCAUCCACCACCAAUUUGUGACACCAGAUGCCCCUAUCCAGGUGAUCCACUUUAUGGGCAAAUAGCCCCACUCAAGUUUUGGUACAAACCAGGUGACAAUAUUCAAGUAACGUGCUCUCCUGGAUAUGUUACACCUCUUGAACCUGUAAAGAAACCUACUUGUCGGGAAAAUGGUAUGUGGAGUAGUCCACCACCUCCUUGCAGAUCAUACAAGGAUGUUUAAUUUCUCUAUAUGUUUUUUUAUAUAGCCAUAGACGCUGAUUUUCAGCAUGUGACACGCAAUUAUUUAAUAUACAAUUCAUUUUUUAUAUUUUCAAUUUCUAAAAAUACAAUCUCUUUAACAAAAAUAAAUAAAUAAAUAAAUAAAAACAA